GGUGGAGAAUUGAAAUGCGAAGUGCAUUGCGUCUGUUAUAUAUACAUUCACUCUAAUUUUUUCUCUAAAAUUCAUCAAUUUCGAGUCGAUUAUCAGCUCAUCGGUCAACAUGGGAAGUAAAUGGAAACCAAUAUCACUUUUCAUGCUCUUCUCAAUCCUUUUGUGUACUCCGGCCUUUUCCACAUCAAACGACGGACUUAUUAGAAUCGGAUUGAAAAAAGUCAAAAUCGAUGAAACCAAUCGAAUUGCUUCAAGACUCGGUUUUCAAGAAAGUGAAUCUUUAAAAGACUCAAUUAGGAAGUAUACACAAAGUGUAAACAACAUGGGUGGGACCCAAGAUCCUGAUAUCGUGUCACUAAAGAACUAUAUGGAUGCUCAAUAUUUUGGUGAGAUUGGCAUCGGCACCCCACCUCAAAAAUUUACAGUGAUCUUUGACACCGGUAGCGCCAACUUGUGGGUCCCAUCAUCAAAAUGCUUGUUUUCGGUAUCUUGCUUUGUCCAUGCUAAAUAUAGGUCAAGUCGGUCACAAACCUACAAAGUCAAUGGGAAACCCGCUGCAAUUCAAUAUGGUACCGGAUCAAUAUCUGGAUACUUUAGUGAAGACAAUGUUCAAAUUGGUGAUCUAGUUGUUGAGGAUCAGAUGUUCAUCGAGGCAACAAGAGAGCCUGGUGUCACAUUUUUGGCUGGUAGGUUUGAUGGUAUUUUAGGGCUUGGAUUCAAAGAAAUCUCUGUUGGAAAUGCUGUCCCAGUUUGGUACAACAUGAUCGAUCAACAUCUAGUUAAGGAGCGUGUAUUUUCAUUUUGGUUGAAUCGAAAAUCAAAGGAAGGUGAAGGGGGCGAAAUCGUCUUUGGUGGAGUUGAUCCAAAACAUUACAAGGGACCACAUACCUAUGUUCCUGUCACACAAAAGGGUUAUUGGCAGUUUGAUAUGGGAGAUGUACUUAUUGGUGGGAAACCUACCGAGUUUUGUAAGAGCGGAUGUUCGGCGAUUGCAGAUUCGGGAACUUCAUUGAUUGCGGGUCCCACGAGUGUGAUCGAUCAGAUAAAUCUUGCGAUUAAUGCUGCUGGAAUUCUAAACGAGGAGUGCAAGUCAGUGGUUAAACAUUUCGGAGGCCAACUCUUUGAUAUGCUUACUGCAAGCCAGGUUGCACAACCCAGGUCUGUAUGUGCCCGUCAUGGAAUUUGCCCUCCUCGCCGCAGGGUCAAUAUUGGCAUUAAGAGUGUGGUAGACAUGAGCGAUGGUGUAUCAUCUGGACUUCAGGAAAAUCGCACAUGCAUGGCAUGUGAGAUUAUAGUGCAAUGGUGGCAUAACCAACUUGCUGACAACCUAACACGCAACAACGUUUUUAAAUUAGGCAGCGAUCUAUGUAACCAGGUUCCACGUGCAAAAGCAAUGGAAGAGUCAACAGUUGAUUGUGGAAAACUUGCUUUUCUGCCUACUAUUUCAUUUACCAUUGGUAGCAAAGAAUUUCAACUUUCACCCGAUGAUUACAUACUUAAGGUUGGCGAGGGUGCUGCCGCAGAGUGUAUUAGUGGUUUCAUUCCAAUGGACAUUCCUCCUCCCCGUGGCCCGCUCUGGAUAUUGGGUGAUGUGUUUAUGCGUCGAUACCACACUAUAUUUGAUUAUGGUAAUGCAAGAGUUGGAUUUGCAGAAGCUGCGUAAUUAUAAAUGGGAGUUUGAGUGAACUUAUUUUCUUUGGUUGUCUUGUAACACAAAGUGUAAUGUUUAAUUUUAGUAAUGUGCUGAAAAGAGCUUUUAAUGUAAAUACAUUGGUCUUGCGUUGUAAGCUUAAAAAAUAUUUCCUUCACUA
Messenger RNA from Lactuca sativa (garden lettuce), 1811 nucleotides. Its product is annotated as aspartic proteinase oryzasin-1. NCBI's taxonomy places the organism in Eukaryota, Viridiplantae, Streptophyta, Magnoliopsida, Asterales, Asteraceae. Gene Ontology annotation, biological process: proteolysis. The record is from RefSeq and is a predicted model, not a curated record. Gene Ontology annotation, molecular function: aspartic-type endopeptidase activity.